Messenger RNA from Fraxinus pennsylvanica, 2334 nucleotides. NCBI's taxonomy places the organism in Eukaryota, Viridiplantae, Streptophyta, Magnoliopsida, Lamiales, Oleaceae. The record is from the annotation of a GenBank genome assembly.
AUGGCUCCAAGUUUGAGCAAAAUUUCUCCAGAAUCAUUGGGGCCAAUUGAUUGUGUAAAACCAUCAUCAAUAACUCUUGAAGGUUCCCGAUUUCUUGCCAAUGGCCAUCCAAUUCUCACUCAAGUCCCUCCCAACAUUAUUUCCAUACCAUCUCCGUCCAUUUCCAAAGACUUGACGACGAACACUGUCGGCUGCUUUGUCGGCUUCGACUCGGACGAGUCGAGAAGCCGACAUGUUCUGCCCAUUGGGAAGCUCAAGAACAUAAGAUUCAUGAGCAUAUUUAGGUUCAAAGUUUGGUGGACAACUCAUUGGGUUGGCAAUAGUGGGAAAGAUGUAGAACAAGAAACACAGUUGAUGAUUCUUGAUAAAUCUGACUAUGGGAGGCCUUAUGUUUUGCUACUUCCACUCAUUGAAGGACCCUUUAGGGCUUCACUCCAAGCUGGUGUGUACGAUGAUGACGUGGACAUUUGUGUGGAAAGUGGGUCCACAAAAGUCUGCGGCUGUAGAUAUAGGAGCUGUAUGUAUAUGCAUGUAGGUUUCGAUCCAUACAAUUUGAUCAAAGAUGCCAUGCGAGUCAUUAGGGUCCACUUGGGUACAUUUAAACUUUUGGAGGAAAAGUGCCCUCCAACUAUAGUAGACAAAUUUGGUUGGUGUACAUGGGAUGCAUUUUAUCUUAAGGUACACCCACAGGGGGUGUGGGAUGGGGUCAAGGCCCUAGCAGAGGGGGGAUGCCCUCCAGGUUUAGUCCUUAUAGAUGAUGGAUGGCAAUCAAUAUCCCAUGAUGACGACGAUCCCAAUCAAGAAGGCAUGAAUAGAACAUCAGCUGGUGAACAAAUGCCAUGUAGGCUAAUAAAAUUCCAAGAAAAUCACAAAUUUAGAGACUAUAACAGUCCCAAAAUGCCUUUCAAUAAGGGCAUGGGUGCCUUUGUUAGAGACCUUAAGGAAGAAUUCAAAACCAUAGAGUGUGUUUAUGUAUGGCAUGCAUUAUGUGGAUAUUGGGGAGGGAUUAAGCCUAAUGUCCCAUGUAUGCCUGAAUCUACGGUUAUUAGUCCUAGUUUGUCUGAGGGUUUGCAGAUGACAAUGGAAGAUCUUGCUGUAGACAAAAUUGUCAAAAAUGGAGUUGGGCUUGUCCCACCAGAUAAGGUGUACCAAAUGUUUGAAGGUUUGCACUCUCAUUUGGAAUCAGUUGGAAUUGAUGGUGUCAAGGUGGAUGUGAUACAUUUGCUGGAGAUGCUAUCAGAAGAUUUUGGGGGCCGAGUAGAGUUAGCGAAAGCUUAUUAUAAAGCCUUAACAGCUUCAGUGAGGAAACAUUUCAAUGGAAAUGGUGUUAUUGCAAGCAUGGAACACUGCAAUGACUUCAUGUUUCUUGGAACAGAAGCCAUAGCUCUUGGGCGUGUUGGGGACGAUUUCUGGUGUACUGAUCCCUCGGGCGAUCCAAAUGGGACCUUUUGGCUACAAGGUUAUCACAUGGUACAUUGUUCCUACAAUAGCUUAUGGAUGGGAAACUUCAUUCAACCAGAUUGGGACAUGUUUCAGUCUACUCAUCCAUGUGCAGAAUUUCAUGCUGCCUCAAGAGCCGUUUCUGGAGGGCCAAUUUAUAUAAGUGACUCAGUUGGAAAACAUAAUUUUCAAUUGCUUAAGAGCCUGGUUUUGCCUGAUGGAUCCGUAUUGAGAUGCCAACAUUAUGCUCUCCCUACAAGAGAUUGCCUGUUUGAAGAUCCAUUGCAGGAUGGCAAAACUGUGCUCAAAAUCUGGAACCUCAACAAGUUCACAGGAGUUCUUGGAGCAUUCAACUGUCAAGGAGGUGGGUGGUGCCCUGUGUCCAGGAGAAACAAAAGUGCAAGUGAAUUUUCAGUCAAUUUGACUUGUUUGGUAACUCCAAAAGACAUAGAAUGGGGACAUGGUAGAAGUCCAAUUUCCUUAAAAGGAUCAGAAAUAUUUGCCGUUUACAAGUACAAGGAGGGAAAACUAAGGCUCUUGAAGACAUCAGAAAACCUCGAAAUAGCACUUGAUCCGUUCGACUACGAGCUUUUCGUCGUUUCUCCAGUGAAAGUUUUGUCAAGAAAAAAAUUGGUGCAAUAUGCCCCUAUUGGAUUAGUCAACAUGCUUAAUUCCGGGGGUGCGAUUCAGUCACUUGGGUGUGAUCAUGAAGAAGGUAUAGUUCGAGCUGGUGUUAAGGGCAGUGGAGAAAUGAGGAUUUUUGCAUCUGAAAAGCCUCAAUCUUGCACCAUUAAUGGAUUAAGUGUUGAUUUUAGUUACAAUGAUCAUGUGGUUGUGGUUCAAGUUCCAUGGCCUGAUUCAUCAGAUUUAUCUGUGAUCGAGUAUGUAUUCUGA